AUGGCGUGGUACUGUUCCGGGUCCACUAACAAUGAGUUGGUGGAGAACUUGGUCAAGGUCGAGCUCAUUAAGAAUGAACGCGUCAAGGAAGCCAUGCUGGGCGUUGAUCGAGCUCACUACGCUCCAUCGCGGCCCUACUCGGACUCGCCUCAACGCAUCGGACAUGGGGCCACCAUCUCUGCUCCACACAUGCAUGGCCAGGCCUGCGAGUACCUCAUUGACCAUCUCCAACCCGGCUCCAAAGUACUAGACAUCGGGUCGGGCUCCGGCUAUCUCACUCAUGUCUUUGCCAACCUAGUCACGGCCCCCGGUCCAUCAGACCAGGGCCAAGUCAUUGGAAUUGAACACAUUCCCGAACUCGUGGAGCUGGCGCGGACCAAUAUGAACAAGUCCGACGACGGCCAAAAGCUGUUGGAAUCUGGUAAGGUCAAGUUUAUCACCGCGGAUGGGCGUCUGGGAUGGAAGGAAGGUGCCCCGUACGAUGCGAUCCACGUUGGCGCAGCCGCUGAGCAGCUUCACCCCGUUUUAAUCGAGCAAUUGCGAGCUCCCGGUCGCUUGUUCAUACCGGUUGGUUCAUCGAAUGGCCAAGGUUUCAUGAGCAGCGUCGGUGGAGGCCAGUACAUAUGGGUCGUGGACAAAAGGGUAGAUGGCUCCGUUCAUAAGCAGAAGGUCUUCCAGGUCAAAUACGUCCCUCUUACGGACGCACCUCAAUCAUGA
Penicillium maclennaniae is the source of this 717-nucleotide messenger RNA. Its product is annotated as protein-L-isoaspartate O-methyltransferase. Gene Ontology annotation, biological process: protein modification process. Bases 1 to 717 code for a protein of 238 amino acids. The transcript has 2 exons. The record is from RefSeq and is a predicted model, not a curated record. Gene Ontology annotation, molecular function: protein-L-isoaspartate (D-aspartate) O-methyltransferase activity. Gene Ontology annotation, cellular component: cytoplasm. NCBI's taxonomy places the organism in Eukaryota, Fungi, Ascomycota, Eurotiomycetes, Eurotiales, Aspergillaceae.